AUGGCGAGUCUGCUGCUGCGCCUGUUCAACAGCGACUACUUUUCGCCGCACUUGGCGCUCUCUUACUUGCGGACGUAUUCAGACCAUGUCGGGAUUACCUACUACCUCAUCUCGAAGCUGUGCACCGACUUUACCCCAGAAGAGGUGGAAUUCUACUGGCCCCAGUACUGUCAUUUGCUCGUAACCAAGCCGAGCGAGUCGCGCGCACUCGAGUGCUUUAUUCUGCGCCGCUGCGAGGAGGACGUGCACACGGCGCUCAUCACGCUGUGGUACAUCCAGGCACAGCUCGCGGACCUCGCCUCGGAGCCGACCUCGCCGGCGUUUCGGACGUGCCAGCGCGUGUACAACCGGUGCCAGCGCAUCCUGUUUGAGGAUCCAGAGCCGGUCGGGCGCCCGCCCCGCUCGCUCCUCCAAAAGUUCCUUCCUGUGUUCGAGACACGCAAAAAGGUGCUGCCCAACAAUGCACGCAGCUGUCUUGUUGGGAUCGGCGCCGGACUCGCGGGCAUCGGGUGCCCAGAGCUCGCAGCAUACGGGGGGGGGGUCGCCUUGCAGCAGGGCCGACGGCCGCACGAGAGCGACGCGAAGCCGACGCCCGCCGACGACGACGAUGGCCCACAAGAGCCCAUGGCACUGCCGGUGCCUACCGAGGCCCCGCAAGAGCCCAAGCCCAAGCCCAAGCCCAAGCGGUCCGAGCCGGAUCCGAUCCGCGACGCGUUCGGCCAGAACGAAGAGGCGCAGCUCGCGAUGCGCCUUUCGCGCAUCAGCUCUGCGUCCGUCCCGGAGCUGAGCGCGCACGCCGACGCGCCCCGCGCCAUUGCGUCGACGAACGACGUGGGGGCGAGCGAUGCGAGGCUCGAUGCAAGCAGCUAUAGCGCCGCGGCCAAGCGGCAGUACCUGCGCUCGCACUAUGGGCGCACCGCGACGCAGUUCCUCCAGGCCCUGCAGGACAUUGCCGCGCGCCUGCAGCCGUUGCCGAAGCUCGCGCGCCUGUCGGCACUGCGCGCCGAGCUCACCGCGCUGAACCACACGCUGCCGACCGAAGUGUGCUUCCCGACGUGGUGCAGCGGCACGGCCGACGACCAUGCCGGGCACGCGGAGCGCCACCACCGCGUCGUGCGCAUCAGUGCGAGCGAGGCCGUGGUGCUCAACUCGGCGGACCGCGUGCCGUACCUCUUGCACGUCGAGGUGCUGCGCAACGACCUCGACUUUGACCCCGAGCGCCGCUACAACCGCGAACUGCUCCAGCGCCUCCUCGGCCUCAAGUCGAGCAGUACACCGAUCGCGCCGCUGUUCCUCGCGCAGGCCGAGGCGUCGUCGGCGCCGGAUACCCCCGACAUGCGCCCCGCGACGCCACUCACGCCGCAGCCGCGGCCGGAGGAGAUGGACCUGACCGAGCAAAUGUACGGCUCGGACCUCGCGGCGUUUGGCGCGGAGCGCGACGAGGACGGGGGCAUCGGUGAAAAGAACCACACGCUCGACUCGGCCGCGUGGGCGCACAGCGCGAGCGAAAGCACACCGGCGACGCGCGGCGAUUUUACCCUCGAGGAGUAUGCGCAGCGCAUGCGCACCGCCGCCGUGAUGCUUGCGCAGCUCAACAGCAACGCGAACACGAGCCAGAACGUCAUGACACACACGCCCGCGACGCCCGCGCCGCAGAGCUGGAGCAGCUGGAUCGUCGGGACGCCCGCGCCGGAGCCCGAGGCGCCCGCGCCGGCCGCGACGCCGAGCGCGACCAAGGUGUACUCGGCAGACACGGAAAAGAUCCGGCAGCGUAUCAUGGACGAGAUGGCGGCGCUCGAGGAACAGCGCAUGGAGCGCAUGAAAAAGGGCGGACAGUUCUUUGGCCGCCAGAAGCCGAACCAGCUCGCGGCCGAAGACGAGACCGCGGUGCUGCGCGCAGUCAACAAGGACGAUCCCUCCGCGGCGUACUUCCGCGAGUCGUGGACCGCCAAGCGCGAGCGCAUCCGCGCCUCGUCGCCGUACGGCCACCUGCCGACCUGGGACCUGUUCUCGGUGAUUGUCAAGACCGGCGCAGACCUGCGCCAAGAGCAGUUUGCCGUGCAGCUCAUCAACGAGUUCCGCCGCGUCUGGCAGGACUGCGGCUCGCGCUGCUGGGUCCACUACUUUAGGAUUGUCGUCCUGAACGAGGACGCGGGCCUGAUCGAGACGAUCACCGACGCGAUUUCCAUCCACUCGAUCAAGAAGGACGCGUACGCGCGUCAGAUGGACGGCAACCCGAUCGCCACCUACUCGCUCUACGACCACUUUGUCCAGACCUUUGGCGAGCCGCACUCGCAGCGCUUCCGGCGCGCGCGCCGCCACUUUACCGAGUCGCUCGCGGGCUAUGCCAUCGCGUCGUACCUCCUCCAGAUCAAGGACCGCCACAAUGGCAAUAUCCUCGUCGACACCGAGGGACACCUCAUCCACAUCGACUUUGGCUUCAUGCUCGGCAUCUCCCCGGGCGGCGUCGGCUUUGAAGCCGCGCCGUUCAAGCUGCCACGUGACUAUAUCGAGAUCCUCGGCGGGAUGGACUCGGAGGGCUUCCAGGAGUUCAAGAUGCUCAUGCGCCAGGGAUUCCGCGACGUGCGCAAGCACGCCGAGCGCUUCAUCAUGCUUGUUGAGCUGAUGCAGAAGGAGUCGAAUUUGCCGUGCUUUGCGCUCGGCGACAUGGCGACCGCCAACCUGCGCGACCGCUUCCAGCUGACGCUCACCGCGACCCAAUGCGACGAAUUUGUCGACCGCCUGAUCCUCAGCUCGGCGGGCAGCGCGUUUACGCGCUUGUACGACCAAUACCAAAAUUUCACGCAGAAUAUCCUAUAA
Messenger RNA from Malassezia japonica, 2820 nucleotides. It is a transcript of the gene PIK1, whose product is annotated as 1-phosphatidylinositol 4-kinase. Gene Ontology annotation, biological process: phosphatidylinositol-mediated signaling; phosphatidylinositol phosphate biosynthetic process. Gene Ontology annotation, cellular component: cytoplasm; membrane. NCBI's taxonomy places the organism in Eukaryota, Fungi, Basidiomycota, Malasseziomycetes, Malasseziales, Malasseziaceae. Gene Ontology annotation, molecular function: 1-phosphatidylinositol 4-kinase activity. The record is from RefSeq and is a predicted model, not a curated record. The coding region runs from base 1 to 2820 and encodes 939 amino acids. The transcript is spliced from 3 exons.